AUGAUGCACAUGACCAAAAACUGCAUCAUGAAAGACUUGAAGGAAUUGGAAAUCAGUUUAACACUCAAUGUUCACCUAAUUCCCGGUAAUGACGGAUAUCAUUAUCAAGGAACCAUGCUCGGUCCACUUGAUUCUCCUUAUGAAAAUAGAAUUCUUCAAUUUAAACUCGAGUUUCCCGUGAAGCACCCAUUUGUACCUUUGAAAAUUCAAUUUAACACAGAAAUAUUUCACUCAAAUAUAUUCCUUAGUGGUGAAAUCUGUUUAAAUCUCCUGCAAGAAGAAUGGGCGCCAUCAUGCACUCUCUCGACAGCUUUAAUAUCCAUUCAAAGUGUGGUAAACGAUCCAAAUCCUAAUGAUCCAAGUAAUCAAGAAACUGCACAUUAUUAUCGAUUCAAUUGUGAAAAAUAUAGCCAAAUUGCACGUGAAUGGACAAAUAAAUAUGCAACUCCACAUGAUAUGUGUCAGAAAAUAUUUCAACUAAAGAAGCCACAAGAAAAGAAUUAG
Rotaria sp. Silwood2 is the source of this 504-nucleotide messenger RNA. NCBI's taxonomy places the organism in Eukaryota, Metazoa, Rotifera, Eurotatoria, Philodinida, Philodinidae. The record is from the annotation of a GenBank genome assembly.